This is a messenger RNA of Mycena citricolor, 4873 nucleotides long. NCBI's taxonomy places the organism in Eukaryota, Fungi, Basidiomycota, Agaricomycetes, Agaricales, Mycenaceae. The record is from the annotation of a GenBank genome assembly.
AUCGAGGCCGGGGGCAUGUAAAAAAGGGUCUGGAAUCUUUUUGUACCGUCCGAACGAACAGGCAGCUGGAGGGCAUAAAUGGCAGAUUUCUCCCGCAGAAGCCUGGGUCCCAAAGCGUAUGGUCACAGCCACUGUCACAGCCAGUCGUGACAGCGUGCUCAUGAGUCAUCAUCUGAGACUCUGAGUGGCACGACUGUUGCCAUUCACUCAUAGUUAGAUACAAAAUCGACAAGGCAAACACUCAGACAAUGCACAUAUCUCCAUUUUCGAGCAUGCUUUAAUCUCUUUCCUCCUCUUACAACGUGCCAUGCCAAUGCCACAAUCGUACCUGUCCCUCCUUUCUCACAACGACCAUGCCACAAGCCAGCGUUGUCUACCCUGCUUCUCAAACGGCUGGGACUGAACGGCAGCCGGCGAUGAACUUCCUUUGUGACGCAUGCCAAAUCCUCAUCCCCGGCACCGCGCCGCGGGCGCAUUGUCUCGUCUGUCCAGAUCACGAUCUAUGCGCAGCGUGCACUUUAGGAGAGCGAUUCGUAAGCCCGCACGCCGCUGGGCACGCGAUGCAGGUGUAUCGCGUCAGCGGCGAUAAUGCGACAGCCGUGGUGAAGGGAAAUUGGGUGCUGGGAUAUGGAACGGCUUCUCCCUCGCCUGUACCGGUUGCAUCUUCCAGUAUCGAGAGCAGCAGCGCCGCAGGAGGAACGAGUGUCGGAGGGACAAGUUUCGGCGGUACCGCGACCGGCGUGGGAGGCACUAGUGUGGGCGUAUCACGUCCGGCGGCAUCAUCGCAGGAGAAACUUCCUCACCAGCCCCCGCAUCUCCCAGUGCCCCCAACGGUUGGGGGCAGUUCUUCUUGCCUGCCGAUCUGAGCCAUACUCAAAUUUACGCCGAACUCAUCAUGACUAUCUUUGGAUAUCUCGAUACCACACGCUCUGGCUUCCUGGCCCCCGAGGGGUAUUCCCGUUUGCUUGACGACAUGGGGUAUCCGGUUCAUGAAAACAUCUGGAAGAAGAACCUGACUCAAAGCUCUCCUCUUCAGAGCCGCGAAGCGGCAGCAGACGCCGCGCUGCGUGCCGCGUACGACAUGUUUGCAAUCGAGUACAUUACCCAAGCACGACCCCGCGCAACGGCACCCGGGCGGUUCUCGGGAUUCCAGUCGAUCGCUGGUGCAGGCACGCCGAUGCCGCUGCUCACCGCAAGAGGCCUGGGCGACAUCAUUGCCAUCGAGUUGCUCGCGGGCCCGAAUGACGCGUUUCCGCGCCUUGCGAAGGUCAUCCAGGGAUACGGGUUGUACGCGCGACAGCCGUAUGCGGGUUGGGGAGCGAUGCCUCGGACCGUAUUGCCCGCUGGGCCGGAUCCGAGGAUGUUGGCUCGGGUCCAGUCCGCUCAGACGAAUGCUGUCCAGGCUGCCGCCAUCAAGGCCCAGCUCAGAGCCAAGGCGGACCUCGCUGCUGUGAACGCCAUCGGCGGAACUCAAUGGGAGAUGAGACCAUACUGAGCGCUCGCGGUAGCUGUUGAGAUACCUGACAUCUUCGCCCAUCUACGUACCAAACUUCCAUCACUAGGUUCCAGCAUCAAUGCUCUAUGUUGUCCUCUCAUCCUUCAGUUUGCAUCAUACUCGUAUAGUCUAUCAGCGGGCCAAUCCAGUGCAUCUGCCCUAGUCAUUUCUCUGUCCCUGAAGACAAUCAGCACCCAUUCGCCCCCAGCGCUUUGCGGCGAUCGAUUGAAGCGAGUGACCAAGGGAUUUGAAGAAACUCCACGGUGAGGUUCGGCCGCUUUCGAAGGAUUGGGAGGCAUUUGGGUCAGAUGGGGGAAUGCUAAGCACGUAUCUUCGGAUAGCGAAAGACUGCUCUGUUCGAUUUGAUGGGCCGGAUUUCGACUGGGAAAAUAUCUCGCCGAUUUUACUUUGAAGAUCAAGAGCAGAUUUUAUCCCAACAUCUCUGAAGUUGUCCUGGCUCAGAGCUAGAAGAGUAUAGUCUGCAAUGCAUGUAACUCCGGAAUCCAUCUUCUCGCAUCAAAUCCGCAUACACCUCUAUACGGGAGAAACGGGAGCGGAAGUGCAGGAUAAAUAGCAGUCGGUGAGUCUCGGAGACCAACUCCAGUUCAUGUCUCUCCUUCGCAACGUCCUCAAGCGCAAUCAGCAACAUGCGGAUUCCGCAUGUUCGCCGACCGAAGAGUCUGAGAUCGGCAAAAGCGGAGUCAAGGAAGAGGUUGAAGCAGUGGAGGUCACAGCAGUGCACGUAGCGGAAACAGCCACCUUCCAGGAAGCUCCAGGGAAGGCUUUCAAUCCGUUAUCAUCCAAGCGCAGCCUCAAGAGCUACGCGACGUCCAUGAGCAAACUGUCUGUUGGGAAGAAAGGCAUGAAAAGCUAUGCAUCUACGAUUCGCUCUUCGGGUGGACGCACCAUUCGGUCGCUGGCGGAAUCUAUGAUGAGCUUCUACAGUUUGAUGACCAUGGGUGGGACAAGGAUGCCGAAACGACGCAGGCCGGAACUCUCGACUCUCGGAGUCCCGCUCUGGUAUGAAUCGGACCCACCGCCUCCUCCGCUGAUGGAUGGAACGGGGGAAUCCUCUACCAUUCCUGCGUACUACAACAGAGAAAUUUCCGCAAAUUUACAUGCGAGAUCCGUUGGGGAGCAGCCAUGGCUCGGACUGGUCGUUUACAGUCAUGCGCGCCCCGAAUCGGUCAUGCCGAUGUAUCACGAAUAGGUCGUCAUCAACACAGACUCAAUUCUCGACUUUUUUUCUCCGCCCCAUCUGGCCAUAAAAACUACCGUGUGGAACCGAGCGAUGGGUGAUCCAAAGAGACUGAAGAUAAAUGUUCAAGCCCCGCGAGCUCCCAAGCCAGAAUCAAGGCCCACGACCGAGAGCGGAUCGCACAAAUGGCAAGGAAAGUUCCCAAAAGGAACGUUCGUCUUCCCGUUCGCAUUUCCUGCACUUCCCGCCGAUCUCCCAGUGAAACACUUCGACGACACAAAGAAGAGCAAUCUCAGCCGUGUUCCCUUGCCUCCAUCCCGUGCGAUCCACAUGGUCGCGGGCUUCUCUGGUUCCAUAAAAUACACAGUCGGCAUCAACAUUGAUUAUGACAAGGUCGGAGAGCCAGACGAAGAGUUCGACAUGCCGAUGCAGUACCUUCCCCUGGCGAAACGUAUCGCUAAAGAGCAUACGCCCUUUCCGUACCUUCCGACUCGAGAGGACUGGCCUUUGCGCAGAGAAGUGAUCGGCAGCUGGCAGCUUACCCCGUUCGGUGGACGGGGCCGACUCGGCGAGGAGAUGGUUGAGAUGGAAGGCAUCCUCGGGGUGCAGCUCCCAGCUGUCGUCACCGCAGGCGAUGUGGUCCAGUUCUCCAUCCUGCUGUGGUCCAAAAACGCACUGGUACUCGAAGCGCUCGGCCAGCCCGGCGCGGUCGAAGUAGCGUUUCUCAGCUCGGACAUGUUCGCUGGGAAUGUGAUGCAUCCCCGGACCUCUUCGCGGAAAGACCGCUAUCUCGGACGGCUUGGGUAUGGUCGUGUCUGGCGCACGGAAGAUGGGAGACCUGAUGACGAAGCCCUUGUUCCCGAGAUCAAGAUGGUUCAGCUGCCGGAUCCAAAGGCGCCGGGAUCGCUCAAAAGUUCACACCUCGGGUCUCACACGGUCAAGGGCACCCAGUCAAAGCGCGUGAAGGAGGUAUCAAUCACGGAUGGUGCCACUGAGGAGCGCUUGACGUUUACAGCUCAGGAAGAAAGGAAAUCCGAGUUUCCAGCCAGUCCCAACGACGGCAAUGCUUUUUCGGAGGAGCAUAUGGCCACCUUUUCGACUGAGGAAGACGGGAAGUCGAACGAGGAGUCCGCUGCUGGCGGAUCGGAAGCUGCGGCGGUGCGUGCCUUUUCACCGACACCGACGACCGAGGAGAUUGGCGGAGAGUUCGAGGAGACAGAGGAGCCUGACCACUUCCUGCGGAUGGAUGGCGAGAUCAAGAUUCCAGCAUGCACCCAUCCUAGCUACCGGUUCCCCAACAUGGGUCGCGAAUACCUCCUACACCUGAUAUUCAGCCACCCUCAAUACAUGCACAUUUCCCCCAAUGCUACGGGAAUCCUGGCUGAGUUCCCGGUGUGGUACGUCAUUGAUAGGUUCAAUUACCUGGAGUCAAGUGCGACAACGCCGAGAUCGCGCCAGACGUGGAAUCAACUCAACGCGCUACCGCACUCCGGGGCUGAGGUGCUCAUUGACGAUAAAGCUUUUGUGGCGCCGUUUGCGGAGGGGGAAGUGACCACGGAGAGGAGACCCACUGCGAAGUUCGUACAUUACUUCGCGUUCUAACGUGCUUGCGACUGUCAUGAACACAAUCUGUAUUGGUGUUGGAUGUACGUUCCAUGUAUCCAGAACCGUCGAUUCCGUGCUUCGCAACUGAAUUAUAUGUAAUAUGCGAGCUGCGAUAACGCUGGCUGUUCACUGAAUCGGUCAACACCGACACGCCUGAUCGAGUGACUCGAGUUCGUGGACUCGAUGGGAUAGUUCUGCCCACUAUGAGAAGAACGGUGCCCCCAGGACAGCAUACAGGAUCUUGAAUCUCGAGUAUUGCCUGCUGUCAGUCAUUAGCACUAGUUUGGAUCAGAGGCGGAUGCUGCGCUAAAUGCAUGAUAUGUACCGAGUAAGAGAUAUGGUAUGGGUAUUCAAAACUGCAUUCACAUCGGUGGCAACAUGGUGUAAUCGCCGAGACGAGGAGGUAACGGGUCAUCCCACCAAACGCUCAAUAACGUCUCCUCUCCCACUGCGAGUCGCUGAGGAUGUUGACAGCAGCGAGAUCCGCCUGAGCAGUCAAUUGGGCAUUCAUGGUGGCCGUCUGUACAGCACUCAUCUGUGCCUGUUGAACUCGAGCCAACAUCCUCGGAUCCGGC